This is a messenger RNA of Cucurbita moschata (crookneck pumpkin), 1393 nucleotides long. Its product is annotated as VQ motif-containing protein 20-like. The coding region runs from base 122 to 847 and encodes 241 amino acids. The transcript has 2 exons. The record is from RefSeq and is a predicted model, not a curated record. Lineage: Eukaryota; Viridiplantae; Streptophyta; Magnoliopsida; Cucurbitales; Cucurbitaceae. Gene Ontology annotation, cellular component: nucleus.
UUUCCGUUGCGUAUAUAAGCAAAAUCUGACGAGUUGUUCAGGUGCAUUUUCUGUUAAUGGGAAGUGAAAUGAAAAGAAUCGAAUUGAGGUGAGGAUUUGAGAAAUCCCCAAGUCUAAAAUUAUGAGCCCUCAGCAACCUCUUAAUGGGAAGAGGGAUCAGAGCACAGCCAAUACCAACAACAAUGCCAAGGUUUUGUGUCCGCCUCCAUUGAAGAUCAACAAGGAUUCUCAUUUCAUUAGGAAAUCUUCGUCGUCUAAUUCUACUUCGCCUUCUUCGUCUUCGUCUUCCACUUCUUCGCAGCUUGUCAAUGGCGUCGCCGCCGCUGUUGCUGUCGCAGGUUCUGUCAAGCCGCCGCCGCAGCGUCAUCCGGUGAUUAUAUACACGCAUUCUCCCAAAAUUAUCCACACGCAUCCUCGAGAUUUUAUGGCGUUGGUGCAAAAGCUCACUGGAAUGUCUCGAUCCGAUGAAGAAGCUUCUCCUAAGGCGACGAAAUCUGGCGACGAGAAUAAUAAGGGAUCUAAAGCCGUUGUGAGUGAUGAUAAUGAAUCGUCGUCCGUUGUGACAGAGGAGAAUUGCUGCAGCGGCGGCGUGGUGGAAGGUCAGGUUAAUUCGUGUUUUGCUCCGCCGAUCUUCGAGCCACCGCCACCUCCUCCACAACUUGCUAAUUCUUACCUAACGAACAUUCCGGUUUACAGGCCGAAUUCGACGGAGUUUUUGUGCUCUAAUCAGCCGUUUUUUAACUACGACGAUUCCUUGCUCUUUGGCGCUCCUAACAUCCAAUCUCUUGCGUCCACUAAUUCUACACUGAACGGAAUUAACGAUUUCUGCGAAUAUGGCGAAUAUUAGGGCUUUUUGUUUGUGUUGAUAGUUGAGUUUGGGGAGGGAUUAUUUGAUUCCAUUUGAUUUUGAUGCAAAUAAAAAAGAUUAUCGUUCCUCUUAAUUCCCGAAUAUAAUCCUCUAGAUUAGGGAACUAAUUUCGAUUUAUUUCCUCAAUUCCAUAGAACAACAUUGGAGCGGUAUUUCCAAAAUCCAACCCAACCAACCGAACCUUGAUGGGUUCAAAGCCAAAUUGGGUGUGGCUUUAUUUCUAUGUCGGUUAGAAUAGUCCUCUUCUUCCAUUUUCUAUGAUGCAGUUCUGCAAUAAGGAUGGAAGAUCAUACAUGAAUGCUGGAGAGGCGACAUUGGAAUAAUUUCUCCAGUUUUUAUCUUUUUUUCGUUUCUUUUCAAGUUUUUGAUCUGAUGUAAUUGUUUCUUCAUCAAUGAAGAACUCUUUUGUGUUCUUUUUUAAAAAGUCUCUUUCCAAGUUUUAUUCCCAUUAUUUAUGCUAUUUUAAAGUCUUUUUUUUUUUUUAAAGAAAAAAAAAAUCCAUAAAAUACAUAUACAUAUAAUUUA